This is a messenger RNA of Coturnix japonica (Japanese quail), 2236 nucleotides long. RefSeq names its product neutrophil cytosolic factor 2 (gene NCF2). The record is from RefSeq and is a predicted model, not a curated record. Gene Ontology annotation, cellular component: NADPH oxidase complex. Gene Ontology annotation, molecular function: protein binding; superoxide-generating NADPH oxidase activator activity. Gene Ontology annotation, biological process: respiratory burst; superoxide anion generation; phagocytosis. NCBI's taxonomy places the organism in Eukaryota, Metazoa, Chordata, Aves, Galliformes, Phasianidae.
UGAGCACUGUGCACAUCACAUGGCCCUGCUCACCCCCAGAGCAGCAUCACACCAUGGAUGCACUCCCCUUUGUGGAGGUGCAGAUGUGUGACACGAGGAGCUGCUGAUCUCUCUCCUCAGACAACCCCCACACGAAGCCCCCCGAAGCACAACCCAAGGAGGACGUGAUGCAAUGCAGGUACAGCCCCAAGUGGAAGCCUGUAGAGGCAGGGCAGCUCCACUUCCCCAUCUCAGGGCCGUGCCGCUCUGACGCCACCGAGGCCACUUCCUGGUGGGUCUGUGACACCAGGCAGACGUGCAGCAGGGAGGAGCUGGACAAGGAAGGCACACACUGCAGGGAAGGCUGGGCAGGAGAGCACCCAACACAGCUGGGCACAGCUGGGCACACCACAAUGUCGCUGGUGGAGACCAUCCGGCUGUGGCAAGAGGGAGUGUGUGCAGCGGAUGGCAAGGAGUGGGGGGCAGCCCUGAAGGCCUUCACUGCUGUCCAGAACCCACCGGCCAAAAUCUGCUUCAACAUUGGCUGCAUCCACCUGGUCCUGGGGCAGCUGGCCGACGCACAGGAGGCAUUCACACAGAGCAUCAGCUGUGACAAGCACUUGGCCGUGGCCUAUUUCCAGCGGGGAACUGUCUUCUACAAGAGACACAACCAUGAAAUGGCCAUGAAGGAUUUCAAGCAGGCUCUGGCCCAGCUGAGAGGCAACCAGCUCAUCGACUACAAGAUCCUGGGGCUGCGCUACAGGCUCUUUGCUUGUGAGAUCCUUUACAACAUCGCGCUGGUGUAUGCCACCAUGGAGGACUGGAAGAAAGCUGAGGAGCACCUGACGCUGGCAAUGAGCUCAAAGAGUGAGCCCCAGCACAACAAGAUUGACAGGGCGAUGGAAGCCAUCCUGAAGCAGCAGCUCUAUGAGCCAGUGGCAAUUCCCACAGGGAAGCUGUUUCGACCGAAUGAAAAGCAAGUUGCUCAGCUGGAGAAGAAAGACUACCUGGGAAAAGCCAUGGUGGUGGCAUCCGUGGUGGACAAGGAUAGUUUUUCAGGAUUUGCUCCCCUCCAGCCACAGGCCUCUGGGCCUCCACCCAGGCCCAAGACACCAGAAAUCCUCAGGGCUCUUGAAGGGCAGCCACACCGUGUCCUGUAUGAGUUCAUCCCUGAAACUGCUGAGGAGCUGCAGGUCCUGCCAGGAAACAUCGUCUUUGUCCUGAAGAAAGAGAAGGACAACUGGGCUACGGUGAUGUUCAAUGGGAAGAAAGGGAUCGUCCCCUGCAACUUCCUUGAGCCCAUGGAGCUCCAGCACAAGCUGCACGUCCAGGAGGAGGCCCCUCCCGAGCCCGACAUCCCUGAGCCACCCAGCAGCACCGCUCCAAGGCCCCGGCGGCCAGCACCAGAUUUCAUUCCUGUUACAUCAGCGCAGCAGAGAGAAGCCAAUAAGGAAACCGAACCGGCUGUCCCCAAGCCCUAUAUUGUCAAGGUGCAUUACAAAUACACGGUUGCCAUGCAAGUCAAACCAGACCUGUCCUACAAGGAGCUCCUGGGCCUCAUUUGUGACAAGCUGGAGCUGCAACCUGAGCACACAAUGCUGAGGUACAAGUCUGCAGUCAGCAAAGAGCUGGUGACUCUGAGCAUGCAGAACCUGGAGGCAGCUUGGAGCCACAGCAAGGAUCAGUGCCUGACAGUGUGGUGUGACUGCACAGAGGGAGAGGGAUUUUUACCUGACAGCAAACCAGAGGAGCCACAGAAGGCAACAGCAGAGACAGGACCAAGCCAAGUGGUAGCACAGUACAGUUAUGAGGCCACCCAACCCGAAGACCUGGAGUUUCAGGCAGGAGAUGUGAUACUUGUUUUAUCCAAAGAUGAUCUUAACGUUCUGAUCUGAGGCCUGCCUGCAGCACAAGAGGGUAAUGGUGCUCCUGCACAUCCCUAGGGUGACAAAAAUGGCAUCAAUUUUAUCUUGCAGUGAACGAAGACUGGUUGGAAGGGCAAUGCAAUGGAAAGAUCGGCAUCUUCCCCUCUGCUUUUGUUCGAGAUGGUAACACUAAAGACCCAGAAAUGUGAUUUCAGAAGAGUUUAAGGAGACUGAAAGAAAUUAAGAAUUCAAGUGCUGCAAAUAAGAAGUUCCCAUGUUAAUUACUGCAUCUGAAAACAGACCUAAAAGUGCAAAAGCAGGAAAAUAAAACAUCUUUGCAAUUUAUUUCAUUUUCUUUCAAAUUGGAAAAUAAAAUAAAACUUUAAACCUUC